AUGGCACCACCCCACGCUACCGUGCAACCGCUUGGCUUCACGAGGCUGACACCUAGCACGCAGAGCGAUGACGAGUUUUCCUUGAAUUACGGUCGCAUCAACACCAUCAUAUUUAUUCACGGCUUGCGAGGACAUCCUCGACGAACGUGGGAAGAAGUUGCGAGUCCAAGUAGUGUCGACAGCAAUGCUACCAAGACGUCAAAGAGUCUCCAGAUACGGUCCUUUCUCCAACGAAAAUCGGCUAGGUCUCCUGCACCAGAAACAUCACAAGCUCAGAGCCCUCCCUCAAUCCCUGCUUCGUCAUUGCCGGCUACCGUCUUCUGGCCAGAAGAGUAUCUUGUACCAGACAUUCCUCAGGCCUGCGUGUGGACGUACGGAUACAACGCAGACGUUAUUGGCGGCCUCUACAAAGCCCCCAACAAGAACAGCAUCUCACAGCAUGGUAAUGAUCUAUCUAAUCAACUGGAUCGAGUGCAUAGUCUUGGUGGAAUCAUUCUUAAAGAUGCCAUCCGCCGAUCAGAGACCACGCAGGAGCGAACAAAACUCAUCGUCUUUCUUGGGACGCCGCACCGGGGCAGCAAAUACGCAGGUUGGGGUCAGACUGCUUCGAAUAUUGCUCGAGUGACGAUGCAAGACUCAAACAAGAAAAUUCUUGAGACACUGGAAGUGAACAAUGAAAUUCUAGAUAAUAUCCAUGAAACGUUCAUGCAGAUCGUGUUCAAAGGCAAAUUCAAGGUUCAUUCCUUCUACGAAGCACGAGGUGUUACAGGCAUGCGUGGAUUGAAAGGAAAGGUGGUGGAUAACUUCUCUUCUAAGCUUGACCUUUCCCGAGAAUUUGAGACUGUCGAGAGCAUCGAUGCGAACCAUAUGCAAAUGGCCCGGUGCACCAGUAGAGAUGACCAAGUAUACCGCACUAUCUCUGGUGUUUUGAAAACAUAUGUGAAACAACAACUGAAGAACCAACAGACGUCUUUGGCUUCUGGAGGUACUGCUACGGGAUUGACAGAUGCUGCCUCAAGCAAAGCUUUGUUCAUGGUGCCUUUUUCACAAGAUAACUUCUUCAUUGGACGGGAAGACGUCAUCCACCAGAUCAAAGAGCGCAGAAAAGCUGCAACUUCACACACACGCACAGCUCUCGUUGGUCUUGGGGGCGUUGGAAAGUCACAGAUCGCGAUUGAGUACGCAUAUCGAGCCCGCAAGGAAACACCCCACAUGAUGGUCAUGUGGAUACAUGCAAGCAGUCCCGAAAGAUUCCAACAAGGAUACAAGAAAAUUGCCAAAAAGCUUCAGUUGCCUGGAUGGGAUGAUCCCAAGACAGAUGUGCUGCAGCUUGUAUAUGAGUGGUUGUUGGACAGCCAAAAUGGGCAAUGGCUAAUGAUAUUGGAUAACGUUGAUGAAACUGACAUUUUCUUCAGCAACGAUCAGGAAAGUGCAACCAAUCUUGUUGGCGGACACAGUAACAUCAUUGAGGUAGAACCGAUGGGCGAAGGAGACGCGGUGGCGCUGCUUAACACUAGGGUGUCCUCUACGAAUUCAGACCCAGCAGACGCCAAAACGCUCGUUCAAGCAUUGGAGUGCAUUCCGUUAGCCAUCACGCACGCCGCGGCGUAUAUGCAAGCACUAGGAGGAACAGUUACGACAGGAAAAUACCUCGAUAUCUUUCGUGAGAGCGAAACCAAUCAGGUGCACUUGCUUAGCAAAGACGAGUUGAAGGACAUUCGGCGCGAUCCAAGCAUACGGCAUGCAGUAAUAGCGACAUGGCAGAUCUCGUUUGAACACAUUCAAAAGACGAAGCGAUCGGCAGCGGACCUACUUGCACUCAUGAGCAUGUUCCACAAGCAAGGCAUCCCAAAAAAGUUAGUGCAAGGUACGACUAGCGAACUGGAAUUCAACGAUGCUUUGGCGCCACUACUCGGCUUCUCUUUUGUGAAGGUUGAGGUUGGGCAGCAGGCAGUGACGAUGCAUCGCUUGGUGCAGCUAUCAAUGAGAAGAUGGUUAGAGAAAGAUAAGGAGAUUGAACAUUGGGUUAAAAAGUCGACAGAAGCUAUGAGGGAGGUUUUUCCAAGUGGGGAGUACGGGACGUGGGAGGAGUGUCAAGUGCUGCUGCCGCAUUUCAAAGAAACUACGAGCCAUGCCAUAACCGAUGAAAACGUGUUAAUUAUGCGAGCAGAAACUUCAUUGGGGGCUGGGAAAUACUGUUUCGGAACGGGGGAGUACACGAUGGCAGAGGGGCUAUACCGGUCGGCAUUGGAGAUCGUGGAGAGUAUAUGUGGGCAUGAGCACCCCAAUACGCUUCGUGGUGUCAAUAACCUUGCAGUAACUUUAGAGAAACAGGGAAAGUUUGAAGAGGCUAAAGAAAUGCAUCGGCAAGUGCUACAAGGGUUUAAAAAGAUGUUUGGGCGCGAGCACCCAUAUACGCUUAAAAAUUCGAAUAACCUCGCAGUAGUGUUAGAGGAACAGGGAAAUACUACACCGCAGACCUGA
This is a messenger RNA of Bipolaris sorokiniana ND90Pr, 2484 nucleotides long. RefSeq lists its product as uncharacterized. The record is from RefSeq and is a predicted model, not a curated record. Lineage: Eukaryota; Fungi; Ascomycota; Dothideomycetes; Pleosporales; Pleosporaceae. The transcript is spliced from 9 exons. Gene Ontology annotation, molecular function: protein binding. Bases 1 to 2484 code for a protein of 827 amino acids.